This is a messenger RNA of Passer domesticus (house sparrow), 2737 nucleotides long. RefSeq names its product cadherin related family member 4 (gene CDHR4). Gene Ontology annotation, molecular function: calcium ion binding. Gene Ontology annotation, cellular component: plasma membrane. Lineage: Eukaryota; Metazoa; Chordata; Aves; Passeriformes; Passeridae. The record is from RefSeq and is a predicted model, not a curated record. The transcript is spliced from 18 exons. Gene Ontology annotation, biological process: homophilic cell-cell adhesion. Bases 28 to 2532 code for a protein of 834 amino acids.
CAGCUUGUCCCAAACAGCCAGCGAGCCAUGGGCAUGCACGGACACCUCACCUUCCUCCUCCUCAGCCUCUAUGCCCCGGGGACAUUCGUCAGAGCGACAGCCCUGCCUGACCUGCCACGCGUGGUGGCCCUGAGUGAGGACACAGUUCCAGGCACUCGCAUCGCUGAGGUGACCGUGUCCUGCAGCAACUCAAGCAGCAGUCCCAAUGUCACCCUGGCCAGCAUCGAGCCCGACCACCCAUUCAACUCCAUCGCCAUCAGCUCUGACCCCACGGAUGCCACCACGUUCCGGGCAGAGGUGACACUGCGUGCUGGUGCAGAGCUCGAUGCCCGCCGGGUGAACCAGUACACACUGAUCCUGCGGGCUGCUUGUCCUGGUGAGGACGAGGUGGAAGAGCGGCUCUUUGUCCGGGUGACAGCAGGGCAUGUGCUGCACUGUGACACCUCCUUUGCCAGCGCAGGUAGGAACAGGGGGCACAGGGCAGUGGGGGCUGUGCGUGCCAGCCAGCACCAAGCCCCCACAGCUGUGCUGUGCUCCAGAAGGUGGUGUGGUGCAGGUGCUGGCAGAUGUGGCACCUCGGACACCCCUGUACGCGGUGCUGCCACAGCCACUUGGCGGGCUGACGGUGAGUGGCAGCUCCCUGGGGGGCCACACCCCCACAGAAGGGAGCAGCCUUGGAGACAGCAGAACCCCAGGUAUGGAGCAGUGGGACAGGGGUUCCCAUCACCCUCCUUUCUGCAGUUCAGGCUCCGAAACCACAACACACCACUCACGCUUACCCGCUGGGGCCUGGUGCUGGCACCUGACAAUGGUUUUGAUCCCAGCAAGGACACCCAGACGUUCCAGCUGGAGAUUGAGGUGAUGGAUCGUCACGGGCACAACUGCAGCAGGGCUGUAAGGGUGGAGGUGCUGCCAUCACGCCGUCCCCGCGUCACCUUCCCUGAGCCACACCGGGCUGUGACAGUGACAGAAGCCAUUGGCCCCUUGGAAGUGGUCACUCAGGUCCAUGCCAGAGGGGACAAUGUCCGCUAUGCCAUCCUUGCUUCUGUGACUCCCACGCUCUUCACCAUUGAUGAGGUGACAGGUGAGAUCCGCAGCACCCGCCGGCUGGAGAAGAUCCAUGCCCACCUCCUCAUCCGGGCUUACAACGCGCUGCACCCCGACGACCACGCCACCGCCACGGUCAAUGUCACUGUGCAGGGGACAGACCGCCAGGCGCCAAGAUGUCACCCAGCCAUCUUCGUGUCCCAGGUGGCCGAAACCGAGUCGCCCGGCAGCACCUUGGUGACGCUGAGGUGCACCCCCACCAGCAGUGACGGGUGUCUGCACUAUGCUCUCGAGGGGCCUCCCUCCUCCCGCUCCCACCUCUGCAUGGAGGGGCCGCAGCUGAAGGUCAACUCCACCCUGGACUAUGACUCGGAGGCCAUGGCUGCUCUGGGCUUCCAGUUCACGGCCACCAUUGUGGUGACAGUGGGAGGACAGCCCCUACAGAGCACCCGUGUGCCUGUGCUUGUGACGGUGACACCUGUCAACGAAUUCAGACCGGCGUGCCCCAGCAGUGCCACCUUCACCGUGCCAGAGACGGCAGCUUUUGGCAGCGUGGUGGGGCGUGUGGCUGGCACUGACCGUGACUACCCCCCGGACAGCCUCGAGUACAGCCUGGAGGGGGGGCCCGGCCCCGCACAGCCCUUCUCCAUCGACAGGCGCACUGGCGAGAUCCGCGUGGUGGGACCGCUGGACUCGCAGCAGCACAAGAGCUACAGGCUGCUGGUGCGGCUGACGGACAGCCACAAUGACCUGGACCCCGGGAAGAGGCAGAGCCGUCUGUGCGACGUGUCUGUGCGCCUGCAGGCUGUGCCGGACCAGCUGCCGGUGUGCAUCCCCGAGGUGCAGGAGCUGCGGGUCACGGCUGGGCCCCCGGGCAGCCGCCAGCCCGUCACCCGCCUGGCGUGCCACGGCGGCCCCGACAGCGCCGGGCUGACUUACAGCAUUGUUGGAGGCAAUGAAGAUGGGCGCUUUCGGCUGGAAGGGAGCACCCUCGUCUACCUGCCCAGUGACCGAGCCGAGCCCCAGCCCUUUGUCCUGCUGGUGGAGGUGGCAGGCGGCUCUGGUGGCCGCCGCCGCAGCAGCGUGGUGGCACUGGUGGUGCACGUCACCCCCCGGAGCACCCCGGUGCCCCCCAGCACCAGCACCCAGCACACGACGCUGCAGAAGGAGCCGCUGGUUGUCACGCAGACAGAGGCAGUGUGGCACCCGCCAGCCUGGUUUGUGGCCGUGCUGACCAUCUCUGGUGUCCUGCUGCUGGCCACCCUGGGCUGCCUGGCCCGGAGCCUGCUGUGCAGCAACCGGGCCCCUGGCAAGCAGUUCCUGGCCAAGAGCUCCUGGGAUGUGGUGGAGAACAGCAGGGGAAAGGAGGAGCAGGGGCACCCACAUGCCAGCAGCCCAGGGCAGUUCCACGGCCAUGCUCAGGACCCACGCGCCGGCAGGGACUGUCUCUUCAGCAGCGUGGCCGGGGCUCGGCGCUGGAUCUGAAGGGCUUGACUUGCCGGGGGGCUCCUGGUGACCCGCAGCCCCGUGUGGGCUGUGCCGGGCAGAGCAGGGGACACUGGCAGGCAGCUGCUGCGGCCCCCGAGGAGGAGACCCAUCCUUUGUGGCCAAACCUGCUGCACUCGGGGUGCAGUCACACCCUGAGCCGCCUCAGCCAGCGCAGACCUAAUAAACGCUGUCCGAGAUUGCA